Marmota flaviventris (yellow-bellied marmot) is the source of this 4521-nucleotide messenger RNA. RefSeq names its product adhesion G protein-coupled receptor A2 (gene Adgra2). Gene Ontology annotation, molecular function: protein binding; G protein-coupled receptor activity. Gene Ontology annotation, cellular component: plasma membrane; Wnt signalosome. Gene Ontology annotation, biological process: positive regulation of canonical Wnt signaling pathway; sprouting angiogenesis; G protein-coupled receptor signaling pathway. The record is from RefSeq and is a predicted model, not a curated record. NCBI's taxonomy places the organism in Eukaryota, Metazoa, Chordata, Mammalia, Rodentia, Sciuridae.
AUCCAUGGCACGGAGUAGCGGCUGCAGCGGCGGCGGCAGGAUCCCGGCGCGAUCCGCUAGGUCCCAGCCCAACGCUGAGCGAGUAGGAGACGCGCAGCGGCCGGGCUUUCACCGGCCCAGUAGCACUGCCCUGAAACUCGGGCCGCGCCGCCGGGGGCUGCCGGAGCUGCGCUGACAGCCGCACCCGCGUCCUCCCCGGCGGGGCGCUCGCCGGACAUGCCCCCGGGGCGCGGCGGCGGGGACCCCAGGGCUUGCAUCCGCCCAGGGCCCCCCGCCCCGCCCUCGGGCGCCCUGGGCCCCCGCUGAGCACGCCUCCCGCACCGCCGGGUCCCUCCCGCCGGCUCGCAGCUUGGCCCCAGCACUGUGGGUCCCCGCGGGGCGAUGGGCUGAUGGGCGCCAGGGGACGCAGGAUGCGGGGGACGCCCGCUCGCCUCCUGCUGCCGCUGCUGCCGUGGCUGCUGCUCCUGGCGCCCGAGACUCAGGGCGCGCCCGGCUGCCCGGUCCCCAUCCGCAGCUGCAAGUGCUCAGGGGAGCGGCCCAAGGGACUGAGCGGCGGCACCCCAAACCCGGCACGCAGGAGGGUAGUGUGCGGCGGCGGGGACCUUCCAGAGCCUCCGGAGCCUGGCCUUCUGCCAAACGGCACCGUUACCCUGCUUUUGAGCAACAACAAGAUUACUGGGCUCCGCAAUGGAUCUUUCUUGGGACUGUACCUGCUGGAGAAGUUGGACCUAAGGAACAAUGUCAUCAGCACUGUGCAGCCUGGAGCCUUCCUGGGCCUGGGGGAGCUGAAGCGUUUAGAUCUUUCCAACAACCGGAUUGGCUGUCUCACCUCUGAGACCUUCCAAGGCCUUCCCAAGCUUCUCCGACUAAACAUAUCUGGAAACAUAUUCUCCAGUCUGCAACCUGGGGUCUUUGAUGAGCUGCCAGCCCUUAAGAUUGUAGACUUUGGCACAGAGUUCCUGACCUGUGACUGCCACCUCCGCUGGCUGCUGCCCUGGGCCCGCAAUCACUCCCUGCAGCUGUCCGACCACACACUCUGUGCCUAUCCCAGCGCCUUGCAUGCCCAGACCCUGGGCAGCCUCCAAGAGGCUCAGCUCCUCUGCGAGGGGGCCCUGGAGCUGCACACACACCACCUCAUCCCAUCCCUGCGCCAAGUGGUGUUCCAGGGUGACCGGCUGCCCUUCCAGUGUUCUGCCAGCUACUUGGGCAACGACACCCACAUUCGCUGGUACCACAACCGGGCCCCUGUGGAGGGUGAUGAGCAGGCAGGCAUCCUCCUGGCUGAAAGCCUCAUUCAUGACUGCACCUUCAUCACCAGCGAGCUGACCCUGUCUCACAUCGGCGUGUGGGCCUCAGGCGAGUGGGAAUGCUCUGUGUCCACGGUCCAGGGCAACACCAGCAAGAAGGUGGAGAUUGUGGUGCUGGAGUCCUCUGCCUCCUACUGCCCUGCUGAGCGUGUUGCCAACAACCGUGGGGACUUCAGGUGGCCUCGAACUCUUGCUGGCAUCACAGCCUACCAGUCCUGCCUACAGUAUCCCUUUACCUCGGUGCCCCUGAGUGGGGGUGUUCCAGGCACCCGAGCCUCCCGCCGAUGUGACCGAGCUGGCCGCUGGGAACCAGGGGACUACUCUCAUUGUCUGUACACCAAUGACAUCACCCGGGUGCUCUACACCUUUGUGCUGAUGCCCAUCAAUGCCUCCAAUGCGCUGACCCUGGCCCACCAGCUGCGAGUGUACACGGCUGAGGCUGCCAGCUUCUCGGACAUGAUGGAUGUAGUCUAUGUGGCUCAGAUGAUCCAGAAAUUUUUGGGUUAUGUCGACCAGAUCAAAGAGCUGGUGGAGGUGAUGGUGGACAUGGCCAGUAACCUGAUGCUGGUGGACGAACACCUGCUGUGGCUGGCCCAGCGCGAGGACAAGGCCUGCAGUGGCAUCGUGGGUGCCCUGGAGCGCAUCGGGGGCGCUGCCCUCAGCCCCCAUGCCCAGCACAUCUCUGUGAACUCAAGGAACGUGGCAUUGGAGGCCUACCUCAUCAAGCCACACAGCUAUGUGGGCCUGACCUGCACAGCCUUCCAGAGGAGGGAAGGAGGACUGUCAGGUGGACGGCUGGGAGGCCCUGGCCAGAACGCCCUGCCCGAACCUGAGCCCCCAGCUGAUCAGCAGCUCCGCUUCCGCUGCACCACCGGGAGGCCCAACAUUUCUCUGUCAUCCUUCCACAUCAAGAACAGCGUGGCCCUGGCCUCCAUCCAGCUGCCCCCUAGCCUGUUCUCAUCCCUUCCGGCUGCCCUGGCUCCUCCAGUACCCCCAGACUGCACCCUGCAACUCCUCGUCUUCCGAAACGGCCGCCUCUUCCGCAGCCAUGGCAACACCUCCCGCCCAGGAGCUGCUGGGCCUGGCAAGAGGCGUGGUGUGGCCACCCCGGUCAUCUUUGCAGGAACCAGUGGCUGUGGCGUGGGAAACCUGACUGAACCUGUGGCUGUUUCACUGCGGCACUGGGCUGAGGGGGCUGACCCCAUGGCAGCUUGGUGGAGCCAGGAGGGGCCUGGGGGAUGGAGCUCUGAGGGCUGUCGGCUCCGCUCCAGUCAGCCCAAUGUCAGCUCCCUACACUGCCAGCACCUGGGCAACGUGGCCGUCCUCAUGGAGCUGAGUGCUUUCCCCAGGAAGGCAGGGGGCUCUGGGGCUGGGUUGCAUCCUGUUGUGUACCCGUGCACAGCCCUGCUGCUGCUCUGCCUCUUCUCCACCAUCAUCACCUACAUCCUCAACCACAGCUCUAUUCAUGUGUCCCGGAAGGGUUGGCACAUGCUGCUGAACCUGUGUUUCCACAUGGCCAUGACCUCUGCUGUCUUUGCCGGGGGCAUCACACUCACCAACUACCAGAUGGUCUGCCAGGCGGUGGGCAUCACUCUGCACUACUCUUCAUUGUCCACACUGCUCUGGAUGGGGGUGAAGGCCCGAGUCCUGCACAAGGAGCUCACCUGGAGGGCACCCCCUCCACAAGAAGGGGACCCUGCCCCGCCUGCUCCCCGCCCCAUGCUCCGGUUCUACUUGAUUGCUGGAGGCAUUCCACUGAUCAUCUGUGGCAUCACCGCUGCAGUCAACAUCCACAACUACCGGGACCACGGUCCCUACUGCUGGCUGGUGUGGCGUCCUAGCCUCGGAGCCUUCUACAUCCCGGUAGCUUUGAUUCUGCUGAUCACCUGGAUCUACUUCCUGUGUGCAGGGCUGCAUUUGCGGGGUCCUCUGGCACAGAGCACAAAGGCAGGCAACAGCAGGAUCUCCUUGGAGCCUGGAGAGGAGAUGAGGGGUUCCACCAGACUCAGGAGCAGCGGCGCCCUUCUGAGUGACUCAGGCUCCCUUCUGGCUACCGGGAGCGCUGGAGUGGCGACUCCCGGGCCCCUUGAGGACGGUGACGGCCUCUAUUCUCCGGGAGUCCAGCUGGGGGCGCUGAUGACCACACAUUUCCUGUACCUGGCUAUGUGGGCCUGCGGGGCUCUGGCAGUGUCCCAGCGCUGGCUGCCCCGGGUAGUGUGCAGUUGUCUGUAUGGGGUGGCGGCCUCUGCCCUGGGCCUCUUCGUCUUCACGCAUCAUUGUGCCAGGCGCAGGGACGUUAGGGCCUCCUGGCGUGCCUGCUGUCCUCCUGCCUCGCCUUCGGCCUCCCACACCCCACCCCGAGCCCUGCCCGCCCCCCUAGAGGACGGUUCCCCAGUGCUGGGGGAGAGGCCCGCCUCCCUCAAAUCCUCUCCCAGCGGCAGCAGCGGCCACAUGCCACCACUGGGCCCCUGCAAGCUCACCAACCUACAGCUGGCCCAGAGUCAGGUGUGCGAGGCAGGGGUUGCAGCACGUGGGGAAGGGGAGCCAGAGCCCACGGGCUCCCGGGGGAGCCUUGUUCCCCGCCACCCCAACAACUUGCACCAUGGGCGCCGAGUGCACAAGAGUCGGGCCAAGGGGCACCGCGCGGGGGAAGCUGGGGGCAAGAACCGGCUCAAGGCCCUGCGUGCAGGAGCGGCCCCCGGGGCGCCAGAGCUGCUAUCCAGCGAGAGCGGCAGCCUGCACAACAGCCCUUCCGACAGCUACCCAGGCAGCAGCCGCAACAGCCCAGGCGCCGGUCUCCCGCUGGAGGGCGAGCCCAUGCUCACCCCGUCCGAGGGCAGCGACACCAGCGUCGCACCACUCCCCGAGACCGGGCGGCCCGGUCAGCGCCGCAGCGCCAGCCGCGACAAUCUCAAAGGUGGCGGCGCGCUGGAGAAAGAAAGCAAGCGCCGCUCGUACCCGCUCAACACAGCCAACCUGAACGGUGCCCCCAAGGGGGGCAAGUACGACGACGUCAACAUGACAGGCGCAGAGGUGGCUGGGGGCGGUUGCAUGAAGACAGGCCUCUGGAAGAGCGAAACCACCGUCUAGGGCAGGGGCGGGGGACGCUUUAGUAUAGGCCGGUCACAAGGGCUCAUACCGGGGCCCUGAAAGACGUCUACCAAUACGUCAAUAGGUUUGAGGUGGCCAUCCCGAUGGCUGCAUGUGAGCCCAC